AUGGCAGAUUCAAGUCCUUUAUUGCCCCUGGAGCCAGAAAACUCGGUGGUCGAUGAACUUCAGCCGUCCCUUGAUACGGUUGUUGAAAGGUUAAUAGAAGAUUUUGGAUGGACCCAACUGGUUCAAUCCACCCUUGUAUUGUUAUCAAGGUUCUUCGAUGCACAGCAGACAUUCAUCAGUGUCUACACAGACUCGGAGCCAUCAUGGCACUGCAUCAACGAUAACAAGUGCAACUCAAGUGCUAAGAUAUGUGACCUUUCCAAGUCUUCAUGGACCUGGAAUGGAUCCACUUACAAGACAAUCAUAUCGGAUUGGGAUCUUGAAUGUGCAAGCCCCUUCAUAAAAGGCCUACCAGCAUCGUCUUUCUUUGUCGGAUGCUUGCUUGGUGGUUUUGUUCUAGCCACACUUGCUGACACUUCUUUUGGCCGAAAGAACUUGCUACUACUUUCUUGCUUAACAAUGAACCUAGCUUCUCUCAUGACCAUUUUCUCCUCCAAUGUAUGGAUCUAUUCUGCUUUCAGAUUUUUAAGUGGAUUUGGCCGUGCAUCAAUCGGAGCAAGUGCUCUCGUGUUAGCCACCGAAAAGGUCGGAAGCAUAUGGCGCGGCCAAAUGGGAACUAUUGCAGGAAUUUCUUUUGCUUUGGGGCUAUUAUCUUUGCCAGGCAUAGCUUAUAUAAACAGAAAUUCUUCUUGGAGAACUAUCUAUGUAUGGACAUCAAUUCCGUCAAUCUUGUACUGUGUAUUAGUACAUAUUGUCGUACUCGAAUCUCCCCGCUGGCUUUUCUUGCAAGGGUGCAAAGAAGAAGCCAUGGCAACAUUGAAAAGACUUGACCCAACACGCUUGAAUUUAUGCUCACCGUACAUUUCCCAAAAAAAUGAAGCACGAAAGGCCAACCUCUAUUCAUCAAUCAAGAUUUUACUUGAGAGAAAAUGGGCACUUCAAAGGUUGCUAAUUGUGAUGCUAACAGGUUUUGGCAUUGGAAUUGUGUAUUACAGCAUGCCUUUAGGAGUAGGAAACUUAGGCUUCGACAUCUACUUGAGUGUUGUAUUCAACGCUUUAGCUGAGAUACCAUCCUAUAUCAUCUUUUCCAUUAUCAUAAGCAAAUGGGGCAGGAAAGGAUCCCUUCUUGCGUUCACUACAUUAACUGGCAUAUGCAGCUGCAUCAUGUGCAUCAUGAACUGGAAGGUACUAAUUGGAUUGGAGCUGGUAUCCUACUUCAGUGCCUGUAUAGCUUUUAUUAUGCUAACGAUUUACACAUUGGAAUUGUUUCCAACUUGCGUUAGGAAUACAGCCUCGUCGAUGGUAAGGCAAGCACUUGUAUUUGGAGCUGUGUUUAGUCCAAUUUUGAUUUCUGCUGGGAGAAGUAACAAGGUUUUAUCAUAUGGGGUGUUUGGCUUGUUGAUUUUGUGUUGUAGUGUGUUCGUUUUCUGUUUGCCAGAGACAAGAGGUGUGACGCUUUGUGAUACCAUGGAUGAACAAGAAGAAAAGGACCAGCUCGCUUCGUAA
Dovyalis caffra is the source of this 1506-nucleotide messenger RNA. Lineage: Eukaryota; Viridiplantae; Streptophyta; Magnoliopsida; Malpighiales; Salicaceae. The record is from the annotation of a GenBank genome assembly.